Moneuplotes crassus is the source of this 1560-nucleotide messenger RNA. NCBI's taxonomy places the organism in Eukaryota, Ciliophora, Spirotrichea, Euplotida, Euplotidae. The record is from the annotation of a GenBank genome assembly.
UAUGGAACCAAGAAAACUUUAUUUCCAAGACCCGCACAAUAAAGAAAAUGGCUCACCAGCUAGAAUGUUUACCAAGCAAUUCAACGAAGAUUUAGAUGAAAGGACACCUCACCCAGAGGACUACCGCAGAUCUGAUAUUUCAGAGCAUCUUCAGAGCGAUGUUGAGUACAACACCAUUGGAUCUGAUUAUGAAGCCCAGAUCAAGCCAGAAGAGACUUUCGAGCUAAUCAAUGCCAGGCAGGUUGAUAAGAACGCAUAUGGCUGCAUUAGUACCGAAGAUGUCAGCCUCAGAUUUAAACGAAAGAAACCCAACCAAGCUAAUAAAGAAAAUAAUGCACUCAGGUAUAAAAGUGUAGACCACUCAGCGUUUAAAAAUUCUCAAGUGAAGAAAGAAAUUAGCUUCCAGAAGUUACUAGCAAGGACCUGUUCAAGUCCUGAUGAACAAAUUGUUACAACUGAAAAUUAUUUCCCUACGGAAGAGACUGAAGAGAAACAGAAGGAGAGCUUUACACAAACUUUCUCUAAGGAAAUGAAAAUGGAUCAAUUUCGACCGGCAAAGCCUGAAGAAUCAAUGCAUAUUCUUAAAGAGCAGGACUUGAAUAAGAUACUUUAUAACUCAAAUAACUCUGAUGCCUCACUACCAACACUUAUUCAAAAGAUAGAGAAUGAGAACAAGGAACCAAAGAAGGAACUCAAACCUUGAAGGUCUUCAAAAACUAUUGAAAUAAUGCAGACUUCUCUAGAGGAAAAACUCAAGCAAGCCCAAGAGAGGACUAAAAGAGAACUUGAGAAGCAAGAAAGGCUCAAGAACAGUCACAAAUUUGAAAUUGAGGCAAUGAAUAAUGAACUGUCUACUAUUGCAGUCCAAUUCUCAUUCUCACAGAGAACCAUUGAUCAGAGAAUUCAGUUGGAGAAUCAACACUUUGACAUUACACAAAGGAUGAGAGGUGUCUGGAAGGAACAACUUGAUCAACUCAAGCAGACCCACCUUGAAGGCAAAGAGGAUAUUGAGAGUAUUAUAACUAAAAGAGAAAGCCAACUCAAGGAGCUCAAAGAAGAUGAAAAUGAUCUAAUUAGCACCUACGAAAAAUAAGAAGGACCAACUUAAAGAGCAAAUUGAACUGCUUUCUAAAUAGCAUAGAGGAUAUGGUCACUGACAAUUAUAGCAAGGAGGAAAACAAGGAAGAAAUGACCACUGAAAAUACAAGGAUAGAGGAAAAUCUGUACAAAACCUCUGAAAGACUCGGUAAAGAAUCUGAGUAUCUCCAAGGACUUAUCGAAGUCAAUAUGCUGCUCCAUCAAGGUCUAGAAGAGAUAGAGAUCUUGUAUCUUAAGAAGAGGAAUAAGAAACUUAAUGGCAAGAAGAGAAAACAAAUGGUCACUCCAAGGCUCGGAAGUCUAAAAUCCCCUACAACUCGAAAAUCAUCACAAAAUGUAAACUCAUUUAGAAAAUUUACUCGGUCAAAAUCAGGAAAAAGCCGAAGAAAACCCAGACCUCAGACCAAAGUUUCCAGUUCUUAUCACACAAGCAGAGAGCUUGAUGCUGGAGAAUCCAGAUAA